Molecule: messenger RNA, 1400 nt
Organism: Capsella rubella
Lineage: Eukaryota; Viridiplantae; Streptophyta; Magnoliopsida; Brassicales; Brassicaceae
Product: zinc finger protein CONSTANS-LIKE 4
Exons: 2
Coding region: 75-1172 (365 amino acids)
Biological process (GO): regulation of flower development; regulation of photoperiodism, flowering
Cellular component (GO): nucleus
Molecular function (GO): zinc ion binding; protein binding
Source: RefSeq, a predicted model, not a curated record
GAUAGAGAGAGAGAGAGACACUGAAACUUAUUUUACAGAGAGAGAGAGCUUUAAGAGAGAAGAGAGAGAGAGAAAUGGCGUCUAAGCUCUGUGAUUCGUGCAAAUCGGCGACGGCGGCUUUAUACUGUCGACCAGACGCAGCGUUUCUAUGCCUAAGCUGCGAUUCCAAAGUCCACGCGGCGAACAAACUCGCGUCCCGUCACGCGCGCGUCUGGAUGUGCGAGGUUUGUGAGCAAGCACCGGCUCACGUCACGUGCAAAGCUGACGCUGCCGCGCUUUGCGUCACGUGCGACCGUGACAUACACUCUGCUAAUCCCUUAGCUCGUCGCCACGAGCGCGUUCCCGUCACGCCGUUUUACGAUUCCGUCUCCAGUGACGGUUCCGUUAAACACACGGCCGUUAAUUUCCUUGACGACUGUUACUUCUCCGAUCUUGCUGGUAACGGGAGCCGCGAAGAGGAGGAGGAAGAAGCUGCUUCGUGGCUGUUGCUUCCGAAUCCGAAGGCUAGUGCUGCGACUGCUACUACGACGACGGCGAUGGUUGCUGGUACCGCGGCUGAGGAGGUUCCGGGAGAUAGUCCCGAGAUGAACACGGGUCAGCAGUACUUGUUCUCGGAUCCGGAUCCGUAUCUGGAUCUGGACUACGGGAAUGUUGAUCCGAAGGUGGAAUCGUUGGAGCAGAAUAGCUCCGGCACCGAUGGUGUUGUUCCGGUUGAGAAUCGUACUGUUAGGGUUCCGACGGUGAAUGAGAAUUGCUAUGAGUUGGAUUUCACCGGAGGAUCUAAGGGCUUUGCUUAUGGUGGUGGUUACAAUUGCAUCAGUCACAGCGUCUCAUCAUCGUCGUUGGAAGUGGGAGUGGUGCCAGAUGGUGGCUCAGUAGCUGAUGUAUCAUAUCCUUACGGUGGUCCGGCAACCAGUGGAGCUGAUCCGGGGAGCCAGAAGGCAGUACCGCUGACGUCGGCGGAGAGAGAGGCGAGGGUAAUGAGGUACAGAGAGAAGAGGAAGAACAGGAAGUUUGAGAAGACGAUAAGGUAUGCUUCGAGGAAAGCGUAUGCGGAAAUGAGACCGAGGAUCAAGGGGCGGUUUGCGAAGCGGACGGAUACGAGCGAGAGCAACGAUGCGGUUGGCCAUGGCGGUAUCUUUAGUGGGUUCGGACUUGUACCUACGUUUUAGGUAUUGAGUGAAAGGAGAGAACGAGAGAAAGAGAGAGAGGUAGACUCUUAAAAAUGGUUACUUUGGUGUUUUGUUUUUAGUGUAAUAAAGGUUUUUUAACGAACGUUUUAUUUAAAACGAGAUGUUUGUUUUUGGUUGAUGAGUUUGUUGUGGGAGAGAGGAUGGAGAAUUGAGUGGGUGGUGUUUAUAUGUAACUUUGUUUUUGUAUAUAUCAUGUGAUUUUGAAUA